AGCUGCAACCACAUCCAGGAAGUUGUCUUCGGGAAAGGCUGUUAUUGUCUUCCUGACAGCUGAGAGAGAUAACUCUCGCAUAUUCGACCAAGUUUGGUAGUUAAUUAUUAGCUAACAGCAAUAUUAUCUUAUAAAUAGCUGUAUUUAUUCAGUCGGAAGGGGAGCGAUGGAAGUCGACUCAGUGUUCUUCACUGAUCGCAGUGGACAAACUAACCCUCUGCUGGACGAGCCUCCCCAGUACCAGUCCCUGCUGUACCGUAGGAAGUCGUCAGCUGGUGGCUCCAGACAAAGAAGCAGCUCUAGAGCAAGGCUUGGCUCAUCUGGAAGCUGGAAAUGGGGUAUAAACACUUUGUGAGACGACCACGUGAAACAGAAGAGUCACACUGAGCAACGGCCCAUCAAAGAAUUAGCCAAGCCCAUGGAUGAAGAAAACGCAAAUACAAAGUACCUAGAAAAGGCUCAGGAAUUGAGCAGCUGGGAACAGUGGAGACAAAGCAGCCGCAAGCAUUUGAAGAGGCUGAGAGAUUAUGGCCAAGAAAGGCUGAGUUCCUUGAAGCUCUGGAGGGGAGACAUCCACCUAAUAGAGGGGAUGUUUGGAACGGGGAUCCUCUCUUACUUCUCCUUUCUGCGCUUCCUGGUCACGCUCAACUUCAUCAUCUUUCUGCUCAUGUUCAGUUUUAUCAUGUUGCCCAUCAUCAUUGCACCCCAUCUUUCAGGAAAUAUCACCUACAACCAAAGUGAUGGUGGUGAGUGCACUGUGUAUUCAAGUGGCGUUCGUCAAGGUCUUGUCAACUAUCAUAAGUAUAUUACAGAUCUGCUCUCUGGUGAAGGCUUUCUGGAACAGACCUAUCUUUUCUAUGGCUACUACAAGGUGGACAAAAUCCACUUUCCCCACAUAACUUACAAUUUGGCGCUGGCGUACCUGCUGGUCACUAUAGGGUACCUCUUCCUCAGUCUUAUCUGGAUUGUUAAAAGGUCUGCCACAGGAUUCAAACACAAUCUGAUUCAGGAUGAGGAUCGGUUUCAGAGUUUUUGCAACAAGAUCUUUGCUGGCUGGGAUUUCUGCAUCACUGGGUGAUAACGCCAUAAGCUGAAGAAAAAGAGUUUGCUCUCAGCUGCAUACAGCUGCUGUAAUACAGAUUUGGAGGAAGAGAAGAUCAAGCAGAAAAUAGCGGAUCGCACCCGCGGAGAGAAAUGUCGUCUUUAUUUCAUCCGUCUCAUCCUCAAUCUUUUUGCCGUUGGUGUGCUAGCCGCUUGUUUCUACUGCAUUUAUUUAGCCACCAGCUUUUCCCAGAAAGCCCAAAUGAGUAACAAAAAGGUGUCUUUCAUCGUGGAUCUCAUUAAUGAGUAUCUUCCCUCAAUUGUUAUCACGUUUGCCAACUUCAUUACCCCCGUCCUAUUUUCUUUUAUCAUCAACUUUGAGGACUAUUCUCCUGCUUUUGAGAUCCGCUUUACUCUGAUGAGGUGUGUCUUCCUGCGGUUAACCAGUAUUGGGGUUUUGCUCUUUUCCCUCUGGUCUCGGAUUACUAAAUGUAAAGAGGAGACCUGUGCUUGUGGUUACAACUAUGAGCAAUACUCUUGCUGGGAGACACAUGUGGGCCAGGAGAUGUACAAACUCACCAUUUUUGACUUCAUUGUCAUCGUUUCAGUCACCAUCUUUGUGGAGUUUCCUCGAAAGCUGAUUAUAACACACAAUAAAUCUGCCAUGUCUAAAUGGUUGGGCCAGCAGGAGUUUUCUAUUCCUCAAAAUGUGCUGGAGAUCGUGUACGGUCAGACCAUCUGCUGGAUCGGCACUUUCUACUGCCCGCUGCUGCGCAUCUGCACUAUCAAAUAUUUCUUUAUCUUUUAUGUCAAGAAGGUGUCAUUAAUCAAAAACUGUCGUCCAGCCACGCGUCCUUUCCGAGCAUCCAGCUCCAAUUUCUUCUUCCUCGGCGUGCUGUUGAUCGGCCUGGCUCUUGCCUGUGUGCCUGUCAUAGUUAGUAUAGCACAAAUAAACAGUUCUCGGGCUUGUGGACCAUUUGUUAAUUACACCACCUCCUGGGAGGUGGUGCCAACUGUAGUUUCCCAGCUCCCAGUGGAAUCAGAACCCUGCUGUGGUUUCUUUCUUCUUUCGGAGGCCUUUGCCGUCUCUUUCUUUGUUUUGACAUGCUUGGCCAUGUUUUAUGUGAUCGCACUUGCUGGAGCGCACAAGAGAGUCAUCAAUGAACUAAGGGAGAAGCUAGAGAUGGAGGGCCGUGACAGACAUUUCCUGAUUCAGAAGCUGUGUCAGGCCCAGAAGCUCUCAGGUGUGAAAUCCUCAGAGUCCAAACUUCAACCCCGGCGCAGCAGAAGCAGCCCCAGCUAUCACACCAGCUUCUCCAGCAACAUCAGUGAGGCAGUGUUCCUGGCACACUCAUCUCCAGGCACCUCCACACAAGUGUGAGGCAAAAGCCUCAUUUUACUGAAUUAAACCCAGAUGCAUGCCCAGAUAAUUGUAACAGCAUUUUAAAUUGUUCAAAUUAAUGCCUCAAUUAUGUUUUUUUAACUGUGAAAACACUGCAACUUAAAGGGUUUUGAUUGACUGCUGAUUAUUAAUGCCUCUGGCGUUUUCAUUGUUUUUGUUUUUGUUUUGGACAAUCUGAAUAUUGUACACCUGUCACAGAGCUGCACCAUUUUAAGUAUUUUUUUUUUUUUUUUUUAACCAAAACAUCAUUUUGUUGCGCUGCAGUGUAUUUCCCUGCUUUGUGCACUGUAAUCUUUCCUUCUGAGAAGGACUUACUUUCUUUGCGGGACUUCUUCUUCAAACAUUUCUCAGUUUCUUGCACUUUAAAUGUAUUAACACUACCUUUGUUUACUUUUUUACUACAGCUCCCAUGAGUACUGUACUGUGUGUUAUCUGUGGGUGUUUUUACAUAUAACAUUGAAUAAUUAUGAAUAUGCCUAAUACAUUUGAAUACUAAA
Archocentrus centrarchus (flier cichlid) is the source of this 2940-nucleotide messenger RNA. It is a transcript of the gene tmc7, whose product is annotated as transmembrane channel like 7. The record is from RefSeq and is a predicted model, not a curated record. Gene Ontology annotation, molecular function: mechanosensitive monoatomic ion channel activity. Gene Ontology annotation, cellular component: plasma membrane. NCBI's taxonomy places the organism in Eukaryota, Metazoa, Chordata, Actinopteri, Cichliformes, Cichlidae.